Molecule: messenger RNA, 3341 nt
Organism: Alligator sinensis (Chinese alligator)
Lineage: Eukaryota; Metazoa; Chordata; Crocodylia; Alligatoridae
Gene: MELTF
Product: melanotransferrin
Exons: 16
Coding region: 189-2387 (732 amino acids)
Biological process (GO): iron ion transport
Cellular component (GO): early endosome; extracellular region; recycling endosome
Source: RefSeq, a predicted model, not a curated record
UGCAGCGAGCUGAACAGGAGCCUUCAUCUGCCGUCUCCCAGAAGUGCGUGGGGGUAACGGGACCGCUAAGCGGAGCGACCCUGGCCUCGGGCUACUGAUCGCCGUGGACAAGCAGACCGGGCCUGGCCCCUACUCGCUGAGCCCGGGACUCGGCAGGCUGGGGAGUGUGGAGCUGCCUCGUCUGCACCAUGAGGAGCUUCCAGGUGCUUUGUUUUCUGGGUGUCCUUCGUGCCGCCUGCGGCCUGCCGCACAUCAGGUGGUGCACCAUCUCCGUCGAGGAAAUGGCCAAGUGCAAUGACAUGAACUCAGCCUUCGCGGAGGCCAACAUCCUUCCCCGUCUGUCCUGUGUGAGGGGUGGCUCGGCCAGUAACUGCACCUACUUGAUCAAGAAUAACAUGGCAGACGCCGUGACGCUGGAUGGUGGCUCCAUCUACCAAGCGGGAAAGGAAUAUAACCUGAAACCUGUGGUGGGAGAAGUGUACGAUCAAGAGAUGGGCACGUCAUACUACGCGGUGGCCGUUACCAGAAAAGAUUCCUUCAUUACUAUCAACAGUUUGGAGGGUGCAAGGUCGUGCCACACUGGCAUCAACAGGACGGUGGGCUGGAACGUGCCCGUUGGCUACCUCAUCGACAGCGGCCGCCUGGCAGUGAUGGGAUGCAAUAUCCCCACAGCUGUUAGUGAAUAUUUCAAUGCAAGCUGUGUGCCUGGGGCCAAUGCUGCAAAUUACCCCAAAUCCCUCUGCCAACUCUGCAGAGGAGAUGGGCAGAGCAAGUGUGAGAGAAAUUCAGAUGAGCCCUAUUACGACUACAGUGGCGCCUUCAGGUGUCUGGCUGAAGGGGCAGGAAAUGUGGCCUUUGUGAAGCACAGCACGGUGUCCGAAAACACGGACGGCCAGACUCUGCCUUCCUGGUCCCAGCAGCUCCACUCCAGUGACUUCCAGCUCCUCUGCCGUGACGGCAGCACAGCUGAGGUCACUGAAUGGCGGAGCUGCCACCUGGCCCGUGUGCCGGCUCACGCUGUCGUUGUCAGACCUGACACUGAUGGGUCACGUGUCUUCCAGAUGCUCGACCAGGGGCAGCAAAGGUUCCGUGGCAAAGGCUCCAGCUUUCAGAUGUUUGACUCGGCAACCUACAGCGGGAAGAACCUCCUCUUCAAGGACUCCACCACGGCCCUGGUUCCCAUCACCAACCAGACCUACCAGGCUUGGCUAGGGGAGGAGUACCUACAUGCCAUGCAGGGCCUGGGCUGUGAUCCCAGCAGGUUGCCAGAGAGCCUGCGUUGGUGUGUUGUGUCCACAGAGGAGAUCUGGAAGUGUGGCAAAAUGGCUGAUGCCUUUAAGAAAAAGAACUUGAAACCAGAGAUCCAGUGCGUCUCAGCCGGGACCAAAGAGCAGUGUAUGGAAAUGGUCCAGAAAAAGGAGAGUGAUGCUGUAACUCUGGGUGGAGCUGAUAUUUAUACUGCUGGGAAGACAUAUGGCCUGGUGCCAGCUGCAGGGGAAAGUUACUCUGCUGACGACAGCAGCAGCGCGUACUACGCCGUGGCGCUAGUGAAACGGAACGCUUCCAGCGCCUUGGCCUUCAGUGACCUGAACGGGAAAAAGUCCUGUCACACGGGGUAUGGGAGAAUGGCUGGAUGGAGCAUUCCCAUUGGCCUGCUUAUUAAAAGGGGCUUUAUUAAGCCCAAGGACUGUAACCUUCCUCAAGCUGUGAGUGACUUUUUCUCUGCUAGCUGUGUGCCUUCAGCUAAUAGGGACAAUUAUCCAUCAAAACUGUGCGAGCUCUGCAUUGGAGAUGGCAAUGGCAACAACAAGUGUGCUGCAACUAGCCAGGAACGUUAUUAUAGCUACAGUGGAGCCUUCAGGUGCCUGGUGGAGGAUUCUGGGGAUGUGGCCUUUGUCAAGCACUCAACUGUUUUUGAGAACACAGAUGGUAAGAGUCAUGAUCCCUGGGCCCUUCACCUGAAAUCCAGUAAUUUCCAGUUACUGUGUCCAAAUGGAGCCCGUGCAGAAGUCACUCAGUAUGCCCAGUGCCAUUUGGGGCAGGUGCCUGCUCAGGCUGUCAUGGUCCAUGCAGACACCAACAUUUUUGCUGUAUAUGGACUCUUGGACAAAGCUCAGGAUUUCUUUGGAAAUGACAGCAAUGGAAAUGGAUUCAAAAUGUUUGAUUCCAUGGAUUUCUCAGGAACAGACUUGCUCUUUAAGGAUUCUACUGUUAAGACUGUGCCAGUAAGAGAGAAAAGGACAUAUAGAGAAUGGCUGGGGAAGGAAUAUUUAGAGGCCUUGGAAGGGAUGCAGUCACUCCAGUGUUCUGCAGAAGCUGCAAUACCUGUGAACAGUGUUGUGCUGCUGGCGGCCAGUGCCCUCCUACUCGGAGUCUGCUCCUCAUGAUCUCGAAGCUGUUCCUUGGAUCAACAGACACUCAACAAACUAAAACAAACCAAUGGUAAAAAAAACAAUUUAAAAGACUUAAACGAGCCUUGCUAAACACAGGAGAGAAGCGUGUGGGGAGCAGCUAUGUUUUUCAGGCCUCUUCCUGGUGAUCUGAUACAUCCAUAAAGAAAGUGGAAAAUCCCGGAGGGGGUUGGGGAAGAAAGUUGCAGCUUGGUGUCUCCCCAAUACUCCCUACAUGUGCUUCUGUGCCUUUUUAUACUUUCCUUUUGCUUUGAUUUUUCCCCUGCCUGGUACUAGUGCCACAGGCAAAGGGAGCAUACAUACAAUCCUGCUGUUGCGUGGUCCUAAAACAGGUCCUGAGGCUUCUCUGAUGCCCACAGUUGUGAAUAAUUUCUGUCAAAGGCACGCUCAGGCCUUAAUCCAAACCUUUACAAAUUGUACAGGGACCUUUUCUCUGCUGGAAGGGGGGUAAAGGUCUAUCCCAGAGACCUGAUGGUGUUUUUCUAUUCGUUCAGAACAAGGGCUUCCUUGAACGGGCGAUAACUCCUGCCUAUGAAUAAACCCUGUGCAGUUUCUUGAAGAACUAAAUUGCAGGUUAGAUCUUUGCAGAAUAGGAGAAAGCUGCCUUCCUAUCUUCACUUUCUUUCUCUAGGAAGAUUUUCCUUCUCUCUGGUCCACAUUUACCUGUGGAAGCAUUUCCUCGGUAAUGCACUGAGAAGUCCCUGCAGUCUUGCCAGCACUAGCCCCACUGACUUCCUAGGACCAGUGUGUCCCCAGCCUUAUUCAUUGCUGGCUGGACAAUACCAUGGUUCAAGACUACUGCUGUCUUUUUGUUGUCAUCUUUAUAGCUCCUGGCACCUUCGGUUAGCUUUCUAGGGCUGUGCUGUGUCAGUCACUAGAUGGAGAUGGUAAAAUUGUUAACAAUAAAGGGAAAACAUGACCAGGAUGAAG